AUGUCGACAUUGCAACCAAGUGUUAUUGCCUCGAAUGGAGCCAAAACACGAUUAAAAACCUUAAAGGAUUGCGUUAUAUACGUUGACGUGCGGACUGAUGAUGGAUCAGAUGCAGGGCAGCUGUUUAUUAACAUGCUGAAAGGCUUAGGUGCACGAAUUCUCACUCGAUUGACGCCCAGCAUCACGCACGUCGUUUUCAAAUCUGGAUCACCGACUACGCUAGGGAAGCACAAGCUCUAUGACGAACCGAAACCAUUCUUGGUCGGUAUCGGUUGGGUUGUUGAGUGUGUGGAAAGGCGUGAGCGAGCGGAUGAAUCGCGUUUCCUUGUAGAUGAACCGGGGCCAGUAGUGAUGGAAAGAGUACGUCUUCUCGUGUGUAGUUGUGGAAUGAUAGUUCUAACCGGUUCUCAGAGACGAAAGUCCAUGCAGCCGAAGAUGGUUAUCGAGAGUGCUCUUGGCGCUGGGUUGAUUCCUCCAUCCCCUCCCAGACCGCUCGUCUCAACCAUGGAGGUUGAUUUCUUUCCUUCUCGUUCUGCUUUGUCGGACGGAGAUGUGACAAUAGUGGCCUCUUCGUCAUCACCCGUCAUCGUUCAAGGUACCAGUCAAUGUCUGUUGCGCUACUUUUAG
Molecule: messenger RNA, 627 nt
Organism: Cantharellus anzutake
Lineage: Eukaryota; Fungi; Basidiomycota; Agaricomycetes; Cantharellales; Hydnaceae
Exons: 2
Coding region: 1-627 (208 amino acids)
Biological process (GO): mitotic cell cycle
Source: RefSeq, a predicted model, not a curated record